Molecule: messenger RNA, 861 nt
Organism: Loa loa (African eye worm)
Lineage: Eukaryota; Metazoa; Nematoda; Chromadorea; Rhabditida; Onchocercidae
Product: fibroinase
Exons: 6
Coding region: 1-861 (286 amino acids)
Biological process (GO): immune response
Cellular component (GO): lysosome
Molecular function (GO): cysteine-type endopeptidase activity
Source: RefSeq, a predicted model, not a curated record
AUGAUAUUUCUUCAAAAUGUUGAAAAAAUUCGUCAACAUAAUGAACGCUAUGAACGUGGUGAAGAAACAUACAAAAUGGGCAUCAAUAAAUUCGCAGAUAUGCUACCUGAAGAAACGAAAGAAGUAAAUGGUUAUCGCUAUGAGAAGAAACAAUUAUUGUUUGGAAAAAAAAAUGUGAUCCUAUUAUCAGCUAAUAGUAGAUUACCGGAAAAAGUUGAUUGGCGUAUUAAGGGUGCUGUUACACCAGUGAAAGAUCAGGGUAGAUGUGGAAGUUGUUGGGCAUUUAGUUCGACAGGAGCACUGGAAGGGCAACAUUAUCGACGAACAGGUCGUUUGAUUUCACUUUCAGAGCAAAAUUUAUUGGAUUGUAGCGAGGAUUAUGGUAAUUCUGGAUGCAGUGGUGGCCUUAUGGAUUAUGCAUUUGAUUAUAUAAAAGAGAAUGGUGGGAUUGAUUCGGAAUCAGCAUAUCCAUAUGAAGCAAAAGAAGGCCCAUGUCGUUAUUCGAAUCGAACCCGAGUUUCAACUGAUAAUGGUGAAGUUGAUUUGCCAGAAGGUGAUGAAAUGCAACUUCAAAGAGCGGUAGCUAAAAUUGGACCAAUAUCAGUAGCAAUGAAUGCAAGAUAUUUAAGCUCAUACGAAGAAGGUUACGGAAAUGAAAAGGUGAAAAGAGAGAAUGGUACUGUGGAAGAUCUUGAUUACUGGAUUGUUAAAAACAGUUGGGGUAAAGAUUGGGGUGAAGAUGGAUAUUUCCGGCUGGCACGAAAUAAAGAUAAUAUGUGCGGUAUAGCAAGUGCAGCAAGUUAUCCGAUUGUAUCGAAAGAAAUGGCGAUGUCAUUGAUGAAUGAAUUGGAAAGAGAUUAA